GAGUGCGGGUUAGGGGAUCAAAUACCGCGGGUCCAGGUGGUUACAAAGUGGGAUGCAGGUGGAGCUUUGGGAUCAACAAGUUAAACGUGACUGGAUGAUGUGUUGACUGGGAUCCAUGUAGUCACGAGCUAAAUGUAGUGAAAUGGAUCCAUAUUAUGACGGGCGGAUAAAAUGGUGUCGAGGAUGAGGUUGAGAACAAACUGGCGCUUUAAUGCAAGCGUUGGAAUUCUUCUAAUUACUAUUUACAUAUUUGUUUGGAAAUUCUGGCUAUCGACGGAAGCUCCAGACCGGCAUAUUCAAGAUGCAAAACACAGGGAUGUUAGAAGCCGGGAAAGUAGCAAGAAACUCGACUUUCACAGAAGCCACAUAUCUGUUGCAGAUGAAAACAAAACCAUAAAGUUAACCAACAAAGGACAACAAUCUGAUAAGUUCAGCUUGACAAAGAAAGCACCAAAACGGAAGAGAAAAGACAGACUCGCGUCGAUAAAGAAAGCCCUGAAACGGAAGAGAAAAGACAGACUCACGUCGAUAAAGAGAGCCGUGAAUCACAAGGACAAAGGCAGAGAAGGAACGAAGGUUGUUGAAGUUGAUGGAAAAAGAACACAAAGAAGAGUGCGCGCAUUACCCAGAUUCAGAUAUGUUCCGGUCUUCCGCGAAUACACGCCACACAUUGCAUGGUCAUAUUUUGAAAACAACGAGGCCAUACUGAACAAAUAUUCAACAGCGUUUAACAUACUACCAACAUCGGAUGGUGAGGAUAAUCCUUUCCUAAUCAUAAUGGUGUUAUCACAGGCACUGAGACACAGAACGGCUAUUAGAAGAACGUAUGGGAGUGUCGCUUAUGGACAAAGGUGGCCUGGAAGCAAUCUGACUUGGAACAUAAAAAUUAUAUUUUUAUUUGGACAUACAGGGAGCAAGGAAUGUGACGCUAUCCUAAAGGAAGAAAGCAAACUCUAUGGGGACAUUUUACAAGGUAACUUUUACGACUCAUAUAAGAAUCUUACACUGAAAGUGUUAUCAGGACUAAAGUACGUGGCUGAGUAUUACCCUGGCACACAAUACGUCUUGAAGGCUGACGAUGACACGUUUACAGAUGUUGACCGUCUUGGUAGGUUACUGACACAACUGAAGCCGGUGAACACUGUUCUUGGGUUCGUUUACAUGCAUCCAACUGUGUUCCGUCUGGGCAAAUGGGGCAUACCAAGGGUUGUCUACCCUUUCCAUCUGUAUCCUCGAUAUGCAGCAGGAAAUACCUAUGUUAUGACUAUGGAUUAUGUGAGAUGUGUACUUGCAAAUGCCAAGUUCUUUCCGUACUUCUUCAUAGAGGAUGUAUUUAUAACAGGAAUAAUGUGUGUUUCUUGCAACGCAACGCAGAUACAUGUGGAAGGGUUUACACACUGGAGGGAAAAGGCAGCUUCUCCCAUAUCAUUUAUAAGAGGUAAAAAGAUUUCAGGAAACAAAGCGACAAACGAAGCAAAACAUAACAUAUGGGACCAGCUGUUAGAUUUUUAUGGUUAGAUUUUCCAAACGUUUCAUAUCACAAUUUCCACGAAAAAUGUUCGUUGUCACUGUAGGGUCACUUAAGGGC
Messenger RNA from Haliotis rubra (blacklip abalone), 1588 nucleotides. RefSeq names its product beta-1,3-galactosyltransferase 1-like. The record is from RefSeq and is a predicted model, not a curated record. Bases 172 to 1518 code for a protein of 448 amino acids. NCBI's taxonomy places the organism in Eukaryota, Metazoa, Mollusca, Gastropoda, Lepetellida, Haliotidae. The transcript is spliced from 2 exons. Gene Ontology annotation, molecular function: hexosyltransferase activity. Gene Ontology annotation, cellular component: membrane.